Molecule: messenger RNA, 903 nt
Organism: Scedosporium apiospermum
Lineage: Eukaryota; Fungi; Ascomycota; Sordariomycetes; Microascales; Microascaceae
Product: putative class ii aldolase adducin domain-containing protein
Exons: 3
Coding region: 1-903 (300 amino acids)
Cellular component (GO): cytoskeleton
Molecular function (GO): actin filament binding
Source: RefSeq, a predicted model, not a curated record
AUGGCGCCCUCAGCAACGGGAAUGCAGCCUGGGAUUGAGGUUGAGAAGAGGCAACAGCGAGAGCAGGAGUAUCGGAGCGGAGAUCCGAGUCUUGCUGUAGUUGACGAGGAAGCAGAGCAGCCCCCGCGCUUUGACGACCCUUACGAAGAGCGCAGGUACCUGAAGCAUCGUCUUGCUCUUGCGUUCCGUGUGUUCGCCCACUUUGGGCUCUCUGAGGGCGUGGCAGGACACCUCACAUUGAGGGAUCCUGUGGACCCUACCAGCUUCUGGGUCAACCCUUUCGGUAUGCAUUUCUCCCUUAUCCGGGACGAGGACCUCAUCCGUGUCGACCAUGACGGUAGUGUGGUCGAGGGCGGAAAGAACAAGCGGCUGAAUUACGCUGCAUAUGCCAUCCAUGCAGAGAUCUACAAAGCGCGGCCAGACGUUUUGUGCGCUGCUCAUUCGCACAGCCUCUGGGGCCGCGCCAUGUGUGCAACGGGGCGGACCCUGGACAUGCUCAGUCAGGACUUCUGUGUGUUCUGGAACGACCAUGUGCUAUACGAGAACUUUGCAGGACUCGUCCUGGCACCAAGUGAAGGCAAGGCCAUCGCGGCUUGCUUAGGCAACAAGAAGGCCGCCUUGCUUGGGAACCACGGCUUACUGACUGUGGGGCCCACCAUUGAAGCCACGGUGGCGUGGUUCGUCCUACUCGAGAAAUGCUGUCAGAUCCAGCUGGCGGCAGACGCGAGCUCGGCCGGCACGGGGAAGCCGCUUGUAAUUAUCGGCGAGGAGGAGGCGCGGGCGACAUGGGAGGCCGUCGGCACCGUCGGGAAUGGCUACUUCCAGGGCUUGCCCCUGUUCCAGGUUGCAGAGCGGGAGUUUGGUGAGAGAACGUUCUUGGGUAGGGGCAUGCGCGCACUAUAG